Messenger RNA from Trichobilharzia szidati, 456 nucleotides. The record is from the annotation of a GenBank genome assembly. Lineage: Eukaryota; Metazoa; Platyhelminthes; Trematoda; Strigeidida; Schistosomatidae.
AUCAGCUGAGAACAAAGGCUCUCGAAAUUGUAUGUCCUUGAGCAGUAGCCGGUUUAUUCGGAUAUAAUUCAAUUAAGAUGCCAAUGUGCGGUGGUGUUGGUGCGGCUCGCGAACCUUCUUCAGAAGAGAAAGAAAAACUUGGAAAACUGCUGGACAAGCAUCUGGAAACUCAUCUUGGACGUAAACCCCAGAAAUAUGAUAUUCUGCAAAUAUCUAGUCAGGUAGUUGCAGGAACAAACUACUUCGUGAAAGUGAAAGUUGAUGACACUGAAUACAUCCAUGCGAAAAUAUUUGAACCACUGCCGUGCCAUGGCACUGAAAUGACAUUACAUUCCAUCCUCAAGGAUAAGAAAGAGCAUGAUACCUUAACAUAUUUUUAAAUGAUGACUUUUGUGCUUGAUUUUAUUGUCUAAAUUUUUCAUCCUUGAUUUUAUAUAAUAUAAUUUUAAUGAGCUA